AGAUUUCUACUCUUACGCAAUGUAUUACUUCUAAUUUUGGCACGUUAUUUUAACGCUAAAACCGUCAGUAUCGCGGUAAUAUGGUAUUAUUCGCCUGAAUUAAAUGAGUGGGUUUCUGAUAGGAUUUAGUUUUUGGUGAAUACCAAUUGGAAUUUAGCUUCAUUUCAGUGAGCACAUUUUACUGUCAGUCGAAAUUGAACCUUAAUUGUACCGCAUGUGCUGCUUCAGCUGAGUGUGUGCCGUGCUUGUCGCGGUCAAUCGGUGCCGGAUUUGUUCCUCGUGUUGUGAUGGCUCUCGGAAGUGAAGUGAAUGAUGAGAAUUCUUCAAAAAAUACUUCUCAAAAAGUGAAAAACGGUUCGGCUAGCAACAAUGUGAAGGACAAGAGUGGUAGCGAGAAUGUUAUCAAAGCCGAGAAGGCGGAGGCCACAAAGAUGAAAAAGAACAUAUCGGUGAAGACUGCAGGGAGCAACGGGCACGCGCGCACGCCUAACGGACGCGCCGACGACGAGGGCGGUGGUAGCGCGCGCGUCUCUUACGCGGCUGCCGCGCGCAAGCCACCAUCUCCCGGUACCAACCCGGCACCGUUCCCCAUGCCCACAGAAACCACACAAAAACCCAAAAGCAAUAACGAAAAGACACAAACGAAUUCCAGCAAGUCCAAUUCAAAGUUAAACGGGGAAGAACGGAUACCUAGCGACAGUGAUGUCAAAGACGACAAGCCACGCACCAAAGAGCAAAUUGUAAAUGGAACAAAUAAAUCGCACGAGACCAUUCUCAAUGGCAACGCUAAAAAAGAAAAUUCAGAUUGUGAUAUUAGUAGUAGUAGUGAUAAUGGUAAAGUAGUUUCUAAUGGAAUUAACAGUGAUUCUGACGAUUCAAAGUCCAGCAAGUCAGACGAGGGCCAUGACAUCGUUUUACCGAAGGUAUGUCCGAAGAAAAACUCUGAAAGUAGAGUAGCUGAUAAGAAAAAAGAGAGCAAAAAGACUAAGGCAGCUGAUAAGAGUAAUGAGUCUGAAAAGAAAGUGACUGUUAUUGUAACAGAUAAGAAAGAAGAAGAUUCAAAGCCAGCGGAAACGACAGAAAAAGUAAAUGGUGAAUGUAAUAAAGUCGUCAAUGGAGAUAAAGACAGGGAGUCGACUCCCAGUGAAGACGGUGAUGACAAAAAAAGAGAUGCUGAGGUUGUUUUCAUUCAGGAUAUGGGAUUCACUGUUAAAAUUGUUAGCCCUGGAGCGGAACCAUUAGAUAUUCAGGUAUUGAGUAUGGAGCUGGUGCAAGAAAUCCAUCAGGUGUUGAUGGAUCGCGAGGAUACUUGUCACAGGACCUGCUUCUCUCUGCAACUCGAUGGCGUCACUCUAGAUAACUUCGCGGAAUUGAAAAAUAUUGAAGGAUUAAAGGAAGGAUCAGUUAUCAAAGUGGUAGAAGAGCCGUACACGAUGCGAGAGGCUCGCAUCCACGUGCGUCACGUGCGCGACCUGCUCAAGUCGAUAGAUUACACCGACGCCUACGCUGGGCAGGAGUGCAGCUCGCUCGCCUUCCUCAAUGUUAUUACACAGGGCGAUAUUCUUGAAAAGAAGAAGUCUCGCCCAGAAAGCGUGGAUUGCACGCCGCCCGACUACAUCAUGCCUGGCAGUACAGAGCGGCCAUUAUUGCCCUUGCAUCCGGGGCUGACCAAGGAGAACAAAGCUCCCCAAUGUUUGAAGGUGCUGACGACAUCGGGCUGGAACCCGCCGCCGGGCCCGCGCAAGAUGUGCGGCGACCUGCUGUACCUUCACGUCGUCACUCUAGAGGACCGCCACUUCCACAUCACGGCGUGCCCUCGCGGAUUCUACCUCAACCAGUCCACCGAAGAAGUGUUCAACCCCCGUCCCUCUACCCCGUCCCUGCUGUGCCACUCUCUCAUCGAACUAUUGAGCAUCGUGUCUCCCGCGUUCAAGCGAAAUUUCGCUCUAGUGCAGAAGAAACGCAUGCAGAAACACCCCUUCGAGAGGGUCGCGACGCCUUACCAGGUAUAUCAAUGGGCGUCGCCUGUGCUGGACCACACAGUCGAUGCGAUUCGCGCCGAGGACACAUUUUCAUCAAAGCUCGGCUAUGAAGAGCACAUCCCGGGACAGACCCGCGAUUGGAAUGAGGAGCUUCAGACCACCCGCGAAUUGCCUCGCGGUACCCUUCCUGAGCGACUACUUCGCGAGAGGGCUAUUUUUAAGGUUCACAGCGACUUUGUGGCGGCGGCGACCCGCGGCGCCAUGGCCGUGGUUGACGGAAACGUGAUGGCCAUCAACCCUGGCGAAGAACCCAAAAUGCAGAUGUUCAUUUGGAACAACAUCUUCUUCUCGCUUGGAUUCGAUGUUCGCGACCACUACAAGGAUUUAGGAGGAGAUGCGGCCGCUUUUGUAGCUCCGCGCAACGACCUCCAAGGAGUCCGCGUCUACAGCGCAGUCGACACCCCCGGCCUGCACACACUCGGCACCGUCGUGGUCGACUAUCGCGGCUACCGCGUCACCGCGCAGUCCAUCAUCCCCGGCAUCCUCGAGAAAGAGCAGGAACAGAGCGUGGUCUACGGGAGCAUCGACUUCGGGACAACUGUUCUGUCGCACCCCAAGUAUAUGGAGCUGGUGACAAAGGCCGGUCAGCAGCUGAAGAUAAUGCCUCACUCCGUAACCAGCGCCAACGGCGAGACGGUGGAACUGUGCUCGAGCGUGGAGUGCAAGGGCAUCAUCGGCAACGACGGCCGCCACUACAUCCUUGACUUGCUACGCACCUUCCCGCCCGACGUCAACUUCUUACAGCUUGAAGACGACGAGCUGAGAGAGGACAUCAAAGCUAUGGGCUUCCCUAUUAUCCACAAGCACAAGUUGUGUUGCCUCAGGCAGGAAUUAGUUGAUAGUUUCGUUGAGGCCCGUUACUUCAUGUUUAUCCGCUACGCAGCAUUCCACCUGCAACAGCUUAGCGCCAAACGCCAGCGCGACUCCGGCGACGCCAAACCGAUCGAACCCAGCAAAGAGCCAGAAGAGCUCAUGGAAAAAGAACCCAAGGAAAAAGAGCCGGAGAAGCGCGAUAAAAAGAGCCAGGAGAAAGAAGCCAAAAAGAAGGAUAAGAAGGAAAAAGAAAGUGCCAAAAAGGAAGAGGUUAAGGUUGAAAAAGACAGUGAGAAGUCUAAGGAGGAUGAUUUGUUGUUGAAUGAGAACUAUUCGGAUAUUGAUACUGAUGUCGCCAAGAAGAUUGUGGAAAGUAUUACGGAUUCCAUCUGCGGUGAUAAGGAUAAGGAAGAGAGUGACACUGGCGGACGCUCCCGCGCGGUAGUCGCAGCCGCAGCUCGCGCCGUAUCCUCACUCAAAGAAUCAGAGUUCGACGUUCGCUUCAACCCCGACGUGUACUCAGCCGGCAUCAAGCACGCCGCGCCGCCCGGGUCUUUGGCACGUCAGCGCCAUCUUGUGAAAGAGGCUGCUGCCUUCUUGCUCACUACACAGAUUCCCGCCUUCGUUCGCGAAUGUCUGGAGCAACAGGCUGCGCCCAUGGACGGCGCGGGUCUAGCGGAGGCGCUGCACGCGCGCGGUAUCAACGUGCGCUACCUAGGCCGAGUCGCCGCCGCGCUCAAGCCCAUCGCCUCCCUGCAGUACCUGCACGCCAUCGCCGUCGGCGAGCUCGUAUUGCGCGCGGCCAAGCAUCUCUACACUGCAUACCUACAGGGUUGCGAACCGAUGUGCAUCGGGUCCGGCGUGGCGCACUUCCUGAACUGCCUGCUGGGCGCGUGCGCGGCGCCGGGCGUGUCGGGCGGCUCGGCGCCGGCGCCGGCGCGAGGGCGCGGCGGGCGCGGCCGCCGCCCGCGCCGCCCCGCCCCGUCCGGCCCGCUGCCGGAGUGGCAGCACCUCACCCCGAAGGCGCUCUUCUCGCAGAUCAAACAGGAGCUCAAGGCGUAUUGGGGCUAUGAGUUAGCGGCCGAUAACAUGGACAAUGUUAUCGAAAAACACGGCCUACAAAAAAUAUCACUUCUCAGGUCCUUCGCAUUGAAAGUAGGACUCCAAAUCAUGCUGCGAGAGUAUGACUUCGACAGCAAGAACAAGGCCACUUUCUCCAGCGCGGACAUUAUGAACAUCUUCCCCGUUGUCAAACAUAUCAAUCCUAGGGCAUCAGACGCCUACAAUUUCUACACCACGGGCCAAAACAAAAUCCAAGCCGGCUCUGUAUCAGAGGGCCACGAACUGAUUGCCGAAGCUCUCAAUCUGCUCAACAACGUCUAUGGAGCUAUGCACGGAGAAAUAGCUCAGUGCUUGAGGAUGGUCGCUAGGCUAUGCUAUGUGACGGGCGAACAUAGGGACGCGAUGGCCUAUCAGCAGAAAGCCGUGCUUAUGUCGGAGAGGGUCAACGGCAUUGAUCAUCCUUACACUAUUACUGAAUAUUCGCACCUGGCGCUAUACUGCUUCGCCAACGGGCAAGUGAGCACGGCUCUCAAGCUCCUCUACCGAGCCCGCUACCUGGCGCUGCUUGUUUGUGGCGAGAACCAUCCAGAGAUGGCGCUACUCGAUAGCAACAUCGCAUUAAUACUACACGCGGUCGGCGAAUACGAGCUAUCACUUCGCUUCGUAGAGCGCGCAUUAAGCGUGACAAGCGCGGUUCACGGCGCGCGUUCUCUCAAAGCGGCUGUAGCGCGCCAUUUGCUAGCACGAACUUUGUCCUGCCUUGGUGACUUCCGUGCCGCUCUGACGCAUGAGAAGGAGACGUACUCCAUUUACAAGCAGCUGUUGGGCGAGAAGCACGAGAAGACGCGCGAGUCGUCGGAGUGCCUGCGGCACCUGACGACGCAGGCCGUGGUGCUGCAGAAGCGGCUGGCCGAGGCCUACGCGCGCGCGCCGCACGCGCACGCGCCGCCGCACCACCCGCCGCUGCACAUCCAGCCGCCCGGCAUGGCCUCCGUCAUCGACAUGCUCAACCUCAUCAACGGCAUCCUCUUCGUGCAGAUCAGUCCCCAAGACAUCGAGCAGUUCAAAGCUGAAAUAGAAAAAAGACAACUAAAAGACUUACCGAUCCCCGGGCUGGCCGAGCUCAGCGCCGGCAAGGAGAAAGCCGAGAAGACCGAGCUCAACGCCGGCGGCGACGCGCCCGCCGACAGUUGAAACCGCACCGCCACCGGGGCCGGCGCAUCCGCGGCCCACACAGGUUGCGCUCACUAGGGUCCACAGAUAAAUGGGUUCAUAGGUUGGUACUGUUCAAAUGUUAAUGGUUUACAAUCUAGGGAAACUAUAGCGGUUUGAGCGCUAUCGGUUCGGAUGUUAAAGUGACAUCUAUCGAAAUAUUUUUCGAACCGAUUUGUGUAAUGAUAACUCAUUAUCUGUGGUCCUAUUCAGCAAUUACAAGAAGGGGUGUGCGUAACCUUUCUGGAGUACAUCAUUUGCGUUGCGAUGGCACUUAUAAUGAAUUUGAACAACGCAAGUGAUAUAUUUAAAUUUGGCAACCGGUGUGGCCCGACCUUAAAUGCCUAUAAGAUUUAAUCCGGCCCUGUGAACAUUUAUUAUACAUUGUUAUUUUAUAAUUAUUGAUUGAUGAUAUUGUUCCUUAUCGAAGAAUGUAUGCCGUAGUAGAUAGCGUGCUAAGGUUUGAUGUAGAUUUUUUUAUUAGUCAAAUUUUGAUGGUAAUUAUUUCGAUCAAAUAAUUAUGCGUUAUAUUAAGUCUCGCAGAGUGCAAUAGGUUUAUGUGCAUGUGCGUACGUUGCGUAUUUCGCUCAAAUCACGCCUAAACACAAUGAUUUCGUAGGACCUAAAAUCGGCCGUUAGUUUUUCUACAUUCUUUAACAAAAAUAUAGUGUAACGGUGGUCGCAUUCGCCUACUACUUCCUUUUGUUUCUAACCAGAAAUGACUAGAUCUUCGAGAUAUUUCGGAUUACAGCAUAAAGUAAUAGGGUUCUCACUCACUGAAUAAAAUAUGGCUGGAAAUAUAAAUAAUACAUUUUUUUUACGAAAUGCAUUUUCUAGGGUAAAAUAUUAGCAAGGAGCAACCCUAAACAAACAUUUUAAUCUAUUGUCUCAAAGGUUUAUGCUUAUUAAAAAAUAGUUUAAUUAUAUUACUGGUGUAUUUAGAUGAAUCAUUAUUUUAUUUAAACCUAUUUAUAUUAUACGUUUAUGUAUUUAUUUAUGAAAAAUAUUAUCUAUAACACGGAUCACAUGUACACAGCACACACAUGCACAUCACAGCACAGUAAAUACCGUUUCACCAUUGUUACACAUGCAAAAAUUAUUUAGAAAAGUACCGACGCCGAUUUUGAGGUCCUGCAAGUCAGUGUCUUAUGUAGGUUUAAUUUUAUGCUUCCGUUUCAAAUUCACAAUUUUAUCGUUAUCCGAUGUAGUGCAAUGGAAUGUAGUGAUAAUAGCAAUAAGUUUCGGUUGUGAGCCGGACCGCUCGCCCGGUGUCCGGUCUCUGGUGCUACCGGCGAGUCCGAAGAAACAAAUGAUUUUAUGAAUUGUUAUGUCGAGUAUUAUUUCUUUACUUAAUUAGUACGGGAGUAUAUUGUUGACAUGCCCAUAGUCGUAGAAAUUUUGUUAUAUUGUCAUUGAAAUGUAACAGGAUUUGACAAUUCUGUAGGUUUUUAAUUACGUAAAAAAUUGGUAUUUGAUCAGAUUUCAAGAUUGGAUUGAUUUGUGUUCUUUAGUUAGUUCUUAUCCUGUCUGCGACGAUCCGUGUCGUUAAGGCCUAUUUAGAUUAUUCAAGAAUUCACGUACGAUUUGGUCGAUCGACUGGAUUUAUUGUAUUCUGUAUUGCAUGCAUGUUUUUGAACAGUCUAGAUUGGGCUUUAGUCAACAGUGUCGAUAGGAUUUCUGUCGACCAAAGUAAUGACUAUGACGAAUGACGGAAUAUACGCGACGUGGGAGAGCCUGGAUUGGAAUGACGUAAAUUAAACUCCGAAUUAUCUACUGAUAUAUAUUGUAUAAACACUGCCUUUGACUGUUAGCUUACUUUCAGAUUUUAGUGUGAUUAGUGCCAUAUAAGUAGUGAGAAUAAAUCUUUUCGUAAUGUUUCUGUUAGUCUGUGAUAUGAAUUGUUUUAUCAACGAGCCACUUGCCUUGCUGAUGUUUACAGUACUUACCAAUCUUCUUUAGGUAUUUCAACUUUUUAACUAUUGCUGUGUAAAUAAUACUAAUUUCCGGUUCUGACAAUAAUCUUCCGAUGAAUUGUGAUUACAUCUUGUAUCUGAUAAAUUAUGAAUGUCUAAAAUCAAGCAGAAUCAAAAUCUUUUCUUUUUUUUUAUUUCUAUUAAUUUAUCUGAUUUUUCUCAAAACUUUUUCUGUGUAAACCAAUGGAACUGUCAAUUGAAAAUAUUUAUACACAAACAAAUGCGAAUGAGACCACACUGUAUUUUCUUGAUGAUUUUUAUAAAGUUAUACCAAAUUAUGUAAUUUUAAACGGUAUCUCAAUAUUUUAGCGCAUCCCAAUUAUUGUAAUAAAUAAACAAGCUUAUGCUUAUCGAAUUUUAAGGGCCGAGAAUAGUUUUACCAAGAAGUAAGCACCAUUGCAGGUGUAACAAUCAUACCAUGUAUCCUAAAUAAUAAGCUUCUCCCAUAACUAACAAUUGAAUGUUACUUAACUUUUAAGGAAGUUGUUAGAUGAAGUAUGUGCCUAAGCAAUCAAUAAUAGUUGUUGUUGUUACAUUUCUUUAACAAUAUGACGACCAUGUAAAUACGGCGCUGUUCGUAGUAUACUAAUAAAAAUCGUUUUUAA
Molecule: messenger RNA, 7707 nt
Organism: Leguminivora glycinivorella
Lineage: Eukaryota; Metazoa; Arthropoda; Insecta; Lepidoptera; Tortricidae
Gene: clu
Product: clustered mitochondria protein homolog
Exons: 25
Coding region: 288-5111 (1607 amino acids)
Biological process (GO): intracellular distribution of mitochondria
Cellular component (GO): cytoplasm
Molecular function (GO): mRNA binding; protein binding
Source: RefSeq, a predicted model, not a curated record